UUGGGCCAGGGAGGGGGGGCCACCCCAGCCCCCGACAGGAUCGGGGCAUUGGAAGGGCAGGAGGAGCCCGACAUUGAUUGCAGUAACCUGAUCCCGCAGGGGAGGCGGCCGCGACAGCCGCGGCUGCGAAGGGCCGGGGGAGGAAGCUGCCUGCAGCUGAGGGCUGGCGGGGCAGAGCUGGGGUCGGCAGCCAGCCGCUGCCUCCUCUCCUGGCCCAUCUAUUUUUAAUGAGCUCCCCAGGCUUCUGCAGCGGGCUGGACACAGAAAGGCAGGCCCAGGCGGCGGAGGCCAGAAGCCCCAGCCCUGCCCCGAGCCCUGGCCCCCACCCCCACCCUUCUGGGCAUGAGAGGGCGGCCCUGGGGCCCUGCAGCCCCCCGGCCGGGCAGGGCUCUCCAUGCAGCUGGUGCUGAAGAUGGAUUCAAGCCCAGACAAUGACAGCUGGUUGGAGGAUCAGUGGGAGCACUGGCUCACCCAUGACAUCAGCCUGGAGGAGUUUGAGGAUGAAGACCUCUCCGAGAUCACCGAUGAGUGUGGCAUCAGCCUGCAGUGCAAAGACACUCUAUCCUUACGGCCCCCACGCGCCGGGCUGCUCUCCGCGGGCGGCGGCGGCGGCGGGGGGAGCCGGCUGCAGGCCGAGAUGCUGCAGAUGGACCUGAUCGACGCGACGGGGGACACUCCCGGGGCCGAGGACGACGAGGAGGACGACGACGAGGAGCGCGCGGCCCGGCGGCCGGGAGCGGGGCCACCCGAGGCCGAGCCCCGCCAGGAGACGGCGCCCCGCGGCCAGAGCCAAGGGCAGGGCCAGGGCCCGGGCCCAGGCGGCGGAGACACGUACCGGCCCAAGCGGCCCACCACGCUGAACCUCUUCCCGCAGGUGCCGCGGUCUCAGGACACACUGAAUAAUAACUCUCUGGGCAAGAAGCACAGUUGGCAGGAUCGGGUGUCGAGAUCAUCCUCGCCGCUGAAGACAGGGGAGCAGACGCCUCCGCAUGAGCAUAUCUGCUUGAGCGAUGAGCUGCCGCCCCCCAGCAGCCCCGCGCCCACCAAGGAUCGAGGCACCUCCACGGACAGCCCCUGCCGCCGAAGCGCCGCCACCCAGAUGGCGCCUCCCGGUGGGCCCCCUGCCGCCCCCGCGGGUGGCCGGAGCCACUCGCACCGAGACCGCAUCCACUACCAGGCGGACGUGCGGCUGGAGGCCACCGAGGAGAUCUACCUGACGCCCGUACAGAGGCCCCCGGACCCUGCGGAGCCCACCUCCGCCUUCCUGCCGCCCGCCGAGAGCCGGAUGUCAGUCAGCUCCGACCCCGACCCCGCCGCCUACCCCGCCAGUACCGGGCGGCCACACCCCUCUAUCAGCGAGGAGGACGAGGGCUUCGACUGCUUGUCGUCCCCGGAGCGGGCCGAGCCGCCAGCCGGAGGAUGGAGCGGGAGCCUGGGGGAGCCGCCGCCACCUCCGCGGGCCUCGCUGAGCUCGGACACCAGCGCCCUAUCCUACGACUCGGUCAAGUAUACGCUGGUGGUGGAUGAGCACGCACAGCUGGAGCUGGUGAGCCUGCGGCCGUGCUUUGGCGACUACAGCGACGAGAGCGACUCGGCCACCGUCUACGACAACUGUGCCUCUGCCUCCUCCCCCUACGAGUCGGCCAUCGGGGAGGAGUACGAGGAGGCCCCCCGGCCGCGGCCCCCGACCUGCCUCUCGGAGGACUCCACACCGGACGAACCCGACGUCCACUUUUCCAAGAAGUUCCUGAACGUCUUCAUGAGCGGCCGCUCUCGCUCCUCCAGUGCAGAGUCCUUCGGGCUCUUCUCCUGCGUCAUCAACGGGGAAGAGCAGGAGCAGACCCACCGGGCCAUAUUCAGGUUUGUGCCUCGACAUGAAGACGAGCUCGAGCUGGAGGUGGACGACCCUCUGCUGGUGGAGCUGCAGGCCGAGGACUACUGGUACGAGGCCUAUAACAUGCGCACGGGAGCCAGGGGCAUCUUCCCUGCCUACUACGCCAUCGAGGUCACCAAGGAGCCUGAACACACGGCAGCCCUGACCAAAAACAGUGACUGGGUGGACCAGUUCCGGGUGAAGUUUCUGGGCUCAGUCCAGGUCCCCUAUCACAAGGGCAAUGAUGUCCUCUGUGCCGCUAUGCAAAAGAUCGCCACCACCCGCCGGCUCACCGUGCACUUUAACCCGCCCUCCAGCUGCGUCCUAGAGAUCAGCGUGCGGGGUGUGAAGAUCGGCGUCAAGGCUGACGACUCCCAGGAAGCCAAGGGGAAUAAAUGUAGCCACUUUUUCCAGUUAAAAAACAUCUCUUUCUGUGGAUAUCAUCCAAAGAACAACAAGUACUUUGGGUUCAUCACCAAGCACCCUGCUGACCACCGGUUUGCCUGCCAUGUCUUUGUGUCUGAAGAAUCCACCAAAGCGCUGGCAGAAUCUGUGGGGAGAGCGUUUCAGCAGUUCUACAAGCAGUUUGUGGAGUACACCUGCCCCACAGAAGACAUCUACCUGGAGUAGCGGCGGCGCCACCCCGCCCUCGCACCCCCGGGCCAGGGCCAGGGCAGCAGGCUGCUGACAGGACGUGGCACUGCUUGAGGGGGCACUUGGCACCGCCAGAGGAAGGGCAGCGGGGGGCUGCUGGCCGGGGUGGGGGAGGGCAGGGGCUACCGGGAGAAGCGAAUGCAGUCUAUUGUAAUAUAUGGGGUUAAACUCAUCUGUGGAGGAUGGUGUGGGCUGCCCGGGGGUUGGGAGGGCGCGGGGCUUGCCAGGACGGGGUGCCCUCCUAGGAGCAGAGGGCUCUGUCUCAUCUUGGGCCUCCCUCACUUCCCCCCUACCAGGGCUUCUGGCUGGCAGCUCCUGCCUUGACAAAGCCCGUGCCACCUGCAAGUGCCCAUUCCAGCCCUGUCCCCAACUUCCAACCCCCAGCCGCGGGGGCCCCCGAGCUCACACCGAGCCCAGCCCCUCCUGAGGACUCUGUGGUCAGGAAAUGGCCGCAGGUGGGGGGUGCCAUCCCCAUUCCCAGCUCUGUCACCGGUGUGGCCUCUGGACCGACAGCUCCCACCGCAACCCCGCUGGCGCGCUGGCCCCCCUGGCAGGCGUGGGGGUCCCCACGGGGAGGGGAGAGCACAGCAGCGGGGGCCCUGCCUCGGCAGGAAAAGGAGGCUCCGCCCUGGCCCCGGCCAGCCGGGGCCUCUUGGCUGCUUCAGCUGUAGCCCCAUUCUAGGUCCUGUGACCCCGGCCUCAACUAUUAAAGUGCCAUUUCCUGUCGGGAUCA
Bubalus bubalis (water buffalo) is the source of this 3260-nucleotide messenger RNA. It is a transcript of the gene MAPK8IP1, whose product is annotated as mitogen-activated protein kinase 8 interacting protein 1. Gene Ontology annotation, biological process: regulation of JNK cascade. Gene Ontology annotation, cellular component: cytoplasm. The coding region runs from base 395 to 2503 and encodes 702 amino acids. The transcript has 12 exons. Gene Ontology annotation, molecular function: protein binding. The record is from RefSeq and is a predicted model, not a curated record. Lineage: Eukaryota; Metazoa; Chordata; Mammalia; Artiodactyla; Bovidae.